This is a messenger RNA of Labrus mixtus (cuckoo wrasse), 3880 nucleotides long. It is a transcript of the gene parvg, whose product is annotated as parvin, gamma. Gene Ontology annotation, molecular function: actin binding. The transcript is spliced from 14 exons. Gene Ontology annotation, cellular component: cytoplasm; focal adhesion; actin cytoskeleton. The record is from RefSeq and is a predicted model, not a curated record. Gene Ontology annotation, biological process: substrate adhesion-dependent cell spreading; establishment or maintenance of cell polarity; actin cytoskeleton organization. NCBI's taxonomy places the organism in Eukaryota, Metazoa, Chordata, Actinopteri, Labriformes, Labridae. Bases 309 to 1271 code for a protein of 320 amino acids.
ACAUCCUCUCGUUUGUACUUAUCUUCCCUUUCGACCCGGUGACAUGUUAUUUUCUUUCAAAGCCACAGUUUGAAAUUGAGUGCAGUCAGACCUUUUGUGCUGAUAGAAUUUACAUGAGGCUGUAUUCAGAUUGAGUCCGCUUCUUUCAUCGCUGUUGUGACAGUUGGCGGACUUGACAUCAGUUCAGGAACUCAAUUCAAGCUCACGUCAACCUCGUUCUGUCGAGUUGCUCUCAGAGUGCUAAAGAUCCAGGAAACAACAGCUCAACACGCUCCAGGUGGUUAAAAAAUUCACCUCGUGGAGAAGUGAUGGAGGCUGAUAUCUUUGACUAUCACAAAGAAGAAGAGCCUGUGGACAUUGAUACUUUUCAAGGCGGAAAGCAAAAGCUGAUUCAGCCAACAUCUUUAAAUGACCCCAAACUGGAAAAACUAAAGGAGGCAUUGGUUUAUUGGAUCAAUAGCACUUUGAAACCAGAGCACAUAGUGGUUCAGAGUCUGGAGGAGGAUAUGUACGAUGGACUGGUACUUCAUCACCUUCUGUCCAGUUUGGCUGGUGUAAAAUUGUCUCUGGAGGAAAUGGCCCUGACCAGCAAGGCUCAGAUUCAUAAACUGGAGGUGAUCCUGGAGGAGUUGGACAAGAGACUGGGCCUGCAGGACAGCAGCCAGAUCAAGUGGAACGUCACACUCAUUCACAACAAAGACCUUCUGGCCACUAUUCAUCUGCUUGUUGCCAUGGUGAGAUGUUUUCAGCCUGAGCUGGAUUUACCACCAAAUGUAAAGGUUGAAGUUAUAGUUGUGGAGGUAACUAAAAGUGGAAUAAAAUCAGAUGUUCAGACUGAGGUCCUAACAGGAGCGAGAGGUGCUGGCUCAAACUCCCAGAGGGAUACCGAGAGGGAAGAUCCUAUCGAGGAACUGCUAAAGCUCGAGCCUCACAAGGUCAACACUGUGAAGAAGGCCAUCUUACUCUUUGUAAACCAGAAUAUGUUGAGUCUGGGUCUGCAGGUGGCUGAUAUGGAAAAGCAGUUUGCUGAUGGGGUGAUUUUGCUGCUGCUCAUUGGACAGCUGGAGGGCUUCUUCAUCCCUCUCCAUGACUUCAACCUGACCCCCGUCAAUCCCUCUGAGAUGCUUCACAAUGUGACCUUGGCUCUAGACCUCCUCAAUGACAUCGGCAUCCAGAUGUCCAGCGUUGACCCACAAGAUAUUGUCUCUCAGGACGUCACUGCCACCUUGAAGAUCCUGUACGCCCUGUUCAAGAAGCACAAAGGGAAGUAAAGAGGACGGAUGUGUGAAGAGGAACUCAGCAAUGAGAAAUACAGACAGAGAAGAAGUGUGUGUGUUUCUUAACUGUGGCAAAUUAUGUCACACUAAACAAAUGAAUAUUUAAAGGGUUAAAUUUACUGUUUUUUUAAAACUAUUUGGGGCUACACCAUAGAAAAAAAAAUAUAUAAAUGCCAGAACUCUAAGUAAUUAUAAGAAGUUUUAACGUAAUCAAUAGUUGUCUAAGAGCCCAGGCAGCAACAUCAAUUCAUUUCAAAUUAAUUGCUGCAAUUAGUGGAUCUGCUCGUUAAUUCUGAAGAAAUCUGCCAUGUUUUUUUUGUUGUUGCUGUUGACCUACAACAAACCAUCUUAUUACAGAUGACCUUCAAGGAUACAGAGGGCCAAAAAGUAUUAAAUGAGACAUUUUAAACCAAGAGGCAUGGUUUUGUGCUGUCUCUAUUUUAAGACAUACAUCAUUACAAUGUUGGAUAUUCAUACUGAAAGUUGGCAACGUUUUUCUUUUUUUUCUACCAUGAUGAUUUUGUGACACUCCUUAUAUGGUCACAUGACCCAGGAAAAGCUGGCAAAGCUGGCGAAGAAAGUGUGCUUGUGGGUUAAAACAACUUAUUCCCUACCUUUAAGUAAACUAUAUAAAGUUGUGUUCUCACUAAUUGCUUUACCUUGGCUGUUUUUUAUACAAACUGUUUUGAGUAUUUUGAGAGGGAUUUUAUUUUAGUUGAGCUGUUUUUAUCGGAGUUUCUUUUUAGAUAUGUGUAUUUUAUUUUAUUUACUGUUACCCUGCUGUGGACUGGAAGAAAAGCAAUUUGUAUUUUAUUCUGUAAAUCUCAAUCUCAAAAUCUCAAUCAGUUUGUUGUGAAUGUGACUAAUUAAGAAAUCAAUGGCAGUGGCUCAGGUGAUGGAGCAGCUCGAUCCCCCAGCUCCUCUUCUCCACGUGUGUGUGUCCCUCUGGGUACGUAUAAGAACUGGUUAGCUCUCUGACAUCAAUAUGUUUGUGUUAAUGGCUGAAUGAGGUGCAAAUUGGUUUACAAAUGCAGCUAAUUGCAAUCAAACUAAGGCAGGUUCUCCAUCAUUACCAGAUCUUGAGGCCGUGGCUUGUACAGAGGCUCUUUAUCAAAAUUGUAUUUCCAGGCUGCAUUUUCCAAAACAUUUGUACCACUCUCUGGUCUUGCUCUGCCUUCAUGGUCUGUUAAAAUACCGUCUACAUUGCAAAGACAACUGACGGCUGGACUGUGCAGCAUCAUAGUGAGGGGCUCAAUGUGUUUUGAAAUCAAAAUCCUGAAACUUUCUUAACAUUCAUACCUGAAAGAGGAAGAAGGUUCCCGUCAUAAGGAGGAUGGAGAUAUUGUUCAAACCUUUGGCAGACACAGCAGACAGCUUUCAGACAGUCUCUCCCGGAAAACCUUCAUGGUGUUGUACUCGAUUGUUCACUCCAAAGGUGAAAGAAAUGGUUGUGUGAAGAAUGAAAAAAAAAAUGGUGCCAGUGAGAGAAGUUCAAACCUUUCACACCUACACACAGCUGGCCAAUUGCAGCUUGAAGUGGUUGUGAAAGUUAGAGUUUUAGUUUCGAAAAGAUGUAAAAAAAAAACACACAAAAAACAAAUUUGUCAAUGUUUUCUCUUUACUUUUCACUCCUGCUAUUGGAAAGCAACCGUCCUUUGCUGCCACUUCUCAGCAAACAAUGUGUUGUUUUUUUUUGUCUUUUCUGCUUCUUUCGCGUUCGUGCAGAGAGUCUGUGAACUGUUCUCUUUGGAGAAUUUAAAUGCAAUUGUCAUUUUUUGGAGCAAUUGUUUGUUUUGCCAUUGAUUUGUUAGACACUCAAUGUCCCGAGCAUGCAGAGUGCAGCGGAGAUUAACGAGGGGAUGAAACAAUGGAUGUGAUUGAAUUCAAGCAUAUUUUGCAAAUGGACUGUCACGAUAAAUAGUGGACCAAAGCUGGGUAGAUACACUUAAUUAUCUUUACAAAUUUAUGGACACCAUUAGUGAUAACUAAGUAGAAACUUUAAAGUGCCUGAGUGUAAACUAAUGGUAUCUGUCUUCCACUGCCUCGUUGUCUGGUUCUGUUUGUGCAGAGUGAAGUUCUUUGUUUGUGUCCUGGGGUUAUUUGUAUACAAAUUUGGGGAAUGCUAAACAGUAACAACAGACACUUUCACCCUUUUUGAUUCCCUGCAGUUUUCUUGCAAAUGUGUUUGUUGACAUUCAGGGAAGCCAAUUUAUGCAUAUUUCUUACUAGGGUGAUGGAAAAUACUAUUUUUCCUUCCCCUGACAUUUGAAAAAAUUUGCAUAAAAAUUUGCUCUGCAGUCAGGUGAAAUCAUAGCUGCUGCAGAGAGGGGGACAGACGGAGGUUGGGAUUUAAAGAGACAUUGAGGUGUGUGUUGCUCUUGUUCAUCAUGUGCAUUGACCAUUUCAGCUGACAGUUAAAGUCAUAUGAUAUCAAAGUGAGGUCUUCUCUUUUCCAAUUUACAAACCCUGUGAGCUCCUUAUCCAGGGUGACUGUAAACUGGAUUUGAUUGUUGAAAAUGAAAUCCACUGUAGUGCUUGGUCAAACCAUGAAAAAAGCAAUAAAGUAGUAAAGUGCUCAUUUUAUGCAUUUUAAGGCAACAUUA